UCACUAGCAAUUUGGUGUAAAAUGUUCUCUCUGACAUGCGUAAUUAACAACGAGAAUAAAUGUAUUACGCACAGAAGCGGGCGUGGUUGCCUGCCAGCUGCUGUGGUCUGGAGGGGUGAUGCUGAUGGAUUUGGUUUGACAGAUCAGGGUUAGCCGCCGGGGGAGUCCAUUUUCUUGCCGAGUCCUCACCGAGGCGCUCACUGGCGGAGCCUCUCUUGUUAGGAUACGCUCAGCACCUCCCCAGCUGUGUGACACACAGACCGUGUAUCCCUUAUACCCCGCUGCCGUGCACGGAGGAGAAAAGCACAACAACCCACUGCACCGCAUCAGCAUCCAGGAAAACUUCAGGUUGCCGCACCCAAGGAAUAUGAAAUGCAACCAUUUUGUUGUAUUGCGAUGGGUUUGCCACUGCCCUCCCUGAGCUGGAGCAGCUUUGUGUGCAAGGAUACCUCGCUUGACAAGGAAUAGCACCUGGAGCUACUUCGCCGAGAGAGAAAAGUCAAAAGAGGAUAUUGCCACAAACUGGAUUACAAAGUACAAGGACCACACACCGAUCUGACGCAUCGCUUAUGAUCGGAUUAAAAUAACAAAGCGUGCUUGCUUUACAAGAAUAUACAGGAAGUUUGUUUACAGGUGGCGCAAGUAAUGACACGAGAUUUAGUCUGCAUUUCGCCGGCGUUUAUGGGGUUGAAUCAGACCAGAUUUUCAUUCAACUACUAAAAUAAUAUCUAGAUUAAAUGGCUCGGACAAUGCAGAUGUUGCUUGGACAAGCGGUGCUGCUCUUUUGGGGAAACGUUUAUGUGGUAUCGUUCAGGAAUGAUGGUCCCAUACGAACCAAAGACACUGAGAAUGAUUUUUGCAACAGUACAUGCAGAGCAGCCUUUGGCUCCAACGGAGAAAGUAUCACUCAACACAAACCUAAAGCCGUUCACAGUACAGAGCGCCACGCCACAGGUGUGCCCUUGAUGGUAGCCAACGGGUCACCAGUGAAGAGUGUAGAUGCAUCAUUCUCUAAAAUCCAUCAUGUUACUGUAAGAGAGAUUAAGCACGCCGGGCAUAAACAUCUCUCAAGUAACGGAACAGAAAGAGGAGAAGGCUCAGUCGAAACCAAAAACAAGCACUCAAGGCGACACAUGAGAAAAAAGUUGAAUAGCGAGAUGCCUGCUGCCAUGGGAACGCCAGGUGGACAUAAUAACACUAAGCCCCCUUCAAUGAGCAGGCGAGGACUGCACAAGAGGAACCACCGAAGGAAAAGAGGAACAAAAGACGACGAAAAGAAAGGACACAAAAGCGGGAGAAAAGGGAUAAACACCAGCGCCGCCGCUUUCACGCGCCCUGAAACUUCUGUCAACGUGUUGAGUGCCCCUUUCACUAUGUGGCAGCCUCCGCCAAAACUCAUGGCCCUUACGUCCACAAAUUUCCCGUUCGAUUUGACCAAGAGUGGCGAGUAUCACACUAAGCAAGAUGAAGAAGAGGACCCGUGGGAUAUGACCCCUAUGACACCUCCAUAUGAGCUGGAUAAUGAGGAGGAAUAUUUCCCAAAUCCCUUCUAUCCAGUCACAAGAGAAACAUUUGGAGCAUACGCCAUCAUGUGUGUGUCCAUCAUCAUUUUCCUGGUCGGAAUAGUCGGUAACAUUGCAAUAAUGUGCAUUGUUUGCCACAACUACUACAUGAGGAGUAUCUCUAAUUCUCUAUUGGCCAACUUGGCCAUAUGGGAUUUUGUAAUGCUCUUCUUCUGUCUGCCUCUUGUGGUUUUUCAUGAGCUGACAAAGACGUGGCUCUUGGGCCAGUUCACUUGUAAAGUGAUACCAUACAUUGAGGUCGCCUCACUGGGCGUCACCACUUUCACCCUGUGUGCGUUGUGCAUCGACCGCUUCCGCGCCGCCACCAACGUGCAGAUGUACUACGAAAUGAUCGAGAACUGCACGUCCACCGCCGCCAAACUGGCCGUCAUCUGGAUCGGCGCCCUCCUGCUGGCGCUGCCCGAGCUUCUGAUCCGCCAGCUGGUGACGGAGGACGGCGGCCUCCCAGAGGCCCCGGUGACCGUGGAGCGUUGCGUGGUGCGCAUCUCCACCUCGCUGCCGGACAUGCUCUAUGUGCUGGGCCUGACGUACAACAGCGCGCGGCUGUGGUGGUGCUUCGGCUGCUACUUCUGCCUGCCGACGCUCUUCACCAUCGGCUGCUCACUGGUGACGGCGCGCAAGAUCCGACGGGCCGAGCAGGCGUGCGCCCGCGGCAACAAGAAGCAGAUCCGGCUGGAGAGCCAGAUGAACUGCACGGUGGUGGCACUGGCCAUCGUCUACGGCGCGUGCGUGGUCCCCGAAAACAUCUGCAACAUCGUGUCGGCGUACAUGGCGGCGGGUGUGCCAGAGAACACCAUGGAGCUGCUGCACCUGCUCAGCCAGCUGCUGCUCUUCUGCCGGGCGGCGGUGACGCCGGCCCUGCUGCUGUGCCUGUGCCGGCCGUUCGGCCGGGCCUUCCUGGAGUGCUGCUGCUGCUGCUGCGGCGAAUCGUGCGGCCAGGCGCGCUCCUCGGUCACCACCAGCGACGACAACGAGCACGAGUGCACCACCGAGCUGGAGCUGUCGCCCUUCAGCACCAUCCGCAGGGAGAUGUCCAACUACACUGCUGUGGGCUCACACUGCUGAGGGGGUUUCGAAGGGAGUGCGGGUGGUGGGGUGACGGGGAUAUGUGUGGAGGUCUAUGAGACCAAAACACAUACAGCAAAGCCAGCUAGACCAAACCAUACACAUAGUCCACAUACCAUACAUUACAGCACAUAAAUAAAGCUCUUGUACUGUACAUUACUGUGCCAAUACACAUACAU
Molecule: messenger RNA, 2827 nt
Organism: Clupea harengus (Atlantic herring)
Lineage: Eukaryota; Metazoa; Chordata; Actinopteri; Clupeiformes; Clupeidae
Gene: gpr37b
Product: G protein-coupled receptor 37b
Biological process (GO): adenylate cyclase-inhibiting G protein-coupled receptor signaling pathway; positive regulation of MAPK cascade
Cellular component (GO): plasma membrane; signaling receptor complex
Molecular function (GO): G protein-coupled peptide receptor activity; prosaposin receptor activity
Source: RefSeq, a predicted model, not a curated record